AUGGAUAUAUGGUAUGAAGACGAACGACUAGACUAUGUGACCACAACUGAGGCCAAUAUCUCAAGAAUGGACUUCCAGCUGCACGGCAAGAAGGCCAUGAUUCUGCAUCGCCAGGAACAAUCAGAUGAACAAGGCUCGUUCGAACUUCAAAUUGAGGGCGACCUCAUUCCCCCUUGCUCUCCAGCAUCGGAUACUGAAAAGUAG
Messenger RNA from Hydatigera taeniaeformis, 204 nucleotides. The record is from the annotation of a GenBank genome assembly. NCBI's taxonomy places the organism in Eukaryota, Metazoa, Platyhelminthes, Cestoda, Cyclophyllidea, Taeniidae.